Penicillium odoratum is the source of this 1731-nucleotide messenger RNA. RefSeq lists its product as uncharacterized. The record is from RefSeq and is a predicted model, not a curated record. NCBI's taxonomy places the organism in Eukaryota, Fungi, Ascomycota, Eurotiomycetes, Eurotiales, Aspergillaceae. The coding region runs from base 1 to 1731 and encodes 576 amino acids. The transcript is spliced from 4 exons.
AUGUCCGACUUGUGGUCUGCUCUUGUUUCUGCCAUUGACUCAGACUUCGACGCCAUGCCUGCUGUCCUCCAAUCUACCAUUACUCUUUUGGAGACGGAGCUCGUCAAAGCCCGUGCCGCUCUCCAAGAGAUUCAACCACAUACGCCGAUUUUGCGCAUCGGUGAUGAAGUCGCCGUCGGUGCCAUGAUCGCCUAUCGCCAAAAUCUCAUCGGCCGUGCACCCGAUUUCUAUGGCUCUCGUCGUCUGACAGCAAAAGAACUGGGCCUGGAACCCGUCAUACGCGAAAUUCCUCAAGAGAAGAUCACCCGAGAUUUGGUCUGCACAAAGCCUACACCUCCUCGGCGAGCACCCAUCGAAGAGGCCCUGACCAAUAGCUUGAUCUUGGAUCAUGUCGCACCUUACCUCGCGGCUCCAUCCUUGCUAGCUCUGGCAUCCACAUCUCGACUCAUGUAUAGCAUGAUUACACAAACUCCCUACAUUUUCCGCCAUCUUGAUCUGACCCGGUGUCGAGGUGCCCGGCUUCCUAAAAACUCGCAACCCCAAGAUGACCUACAGACAGAAGAUGAAGUAUACUCCGCCCCACUACGACGCAUCUUCGCCAGCCUAGAGAAGAGAUCGGUGCUGCAAGAUGUGCGCACCCUUGUCUUGGAUGGUCUUCCAGUACCAGCCAACUUGGUCGCUGAUAUUAUUCUAACGGAUCGGUUUAACGUCAACAUCCUCUCGAUCCGCGAGUGUCUUCACCUGAACGAGCGCAAGCUUAUGCAGAUCAUCCAGCAUGCAGUUCGACCUACACGCCCAGAGGGUACACCGCGGGUCAAAGGUAUUUAUCACUUUUCACCCAGAACCAAGGCCCCUCGAGCUGUAGUACGACGCCGGUAUCGCGACUGGUGGAGCUCUCGCAGUAGCUUCCGAAGCUCCAGCCAGAGUUCAUCAAGCACCUCGUCGGACGACGAGGAGGAUAUUCCCAAGACACCCACUGAACAAAAUGAAUGGUACAGCCCAUCGGGGAAGUUGUUCAAAUACAACCUGGAAGAUGGCUGGGCACAAACCUUGCAGAAAUGCGAGGGUAUCAUUGCAUUUGAUGCGGUGCUUUGUCGUGGACCGCGCCAUGAUGUCAAUAUGUACUCCUCCACGAAUGAAGAUGGUUCGGUUCCAGACGCCCCUCUCCUGGGACCAGCAGUGGCCACUGUCGCACUGGGACCGCGUGGCUGUGAUGGAUGCCAUAGCUCUCCAGAGGGACCAGCAAUCUGGGGUCAAUCCCCUGAUCUACAGUUCCCACUCCUGAACCCAAUGCCAAUACACGUAUCCAGCGUCACUGCUGCGAAGCGCCCUGAGCAAAUUCCAGGGGAGCAUCCAUGCCUGAUUACACGAUGUACUGAUUGCUUGACUGAUCGCUGGUGCCAUCGGUGCAACAAAUGGUUUUGCUCUAACUGUUUGCCAAAUCCUCGACAUGUCCGAAUGAAUCUUUCGCCACAUCAGACAGCAGUUCGUCCGCCUCAGGGAUCACUGACUGGACCUAUUCGACCACUAGUGCGAGAGAAACCUGGACCAGGAGUGAGCAAAGAUUGCUGGGAAUGUGGCCCGACUUGUGCAUCGUGUAAGCUAGAUUGCCAACACACCUGUCAGAGCUGUCAGGGUGAUUACUGUAUCGAUCAUAAUGAAGGGUGUUCUGCUACUAUGUGUGAUUGGUGCAAUACCAGUUCUCGCCACCGUAUGCGGGCCUUUCGUUAA